Messenger RNA from Tetranychus urticae (two-spotted spider mite), 5185 nucleotides. RefSeq names its product sodium/calcium exchanger 3 (gene Calx). Gene Ontology annotation, molecular function: calcium:sodium antiporter activity. Gene Ontology annotation, cellular component: postsynapse; axon; sarcolemma. Lineage: Eukaryota; Metazoa; Arthropoda; Arachnida; Trombidiformes; Tetranychidae. Gene Ontology annotation, biological process: sodium ion transmembrane transport; calcium ion import across plasma membrane; cell communication. The record is from RefSeq and is a predicted model, not a curated record.
CUCAGUCUUGCAAUGGUUAAAUUUGUAUUCACUUAAUUUCAUUGCAUAACCAUGAGAGAAACUCUUGUACGUUAAGUUCAUUUCAUGUAUUCUUAGAUUAAUAUCAUCAUCAAUGUUUAUAUUUCUAUGAUGAUAAAGUGAAUCAAGGUGAAUGUAAAGGUUUUUUACAUUUAAACUAAAGAUCAAUUGGGAAAAACAUCUAUCAAUAUAACUAUUAACAUUUGUCUACAAACUUCCUUUGGUUUCCUUCCUUUUAUGUUUGCUCGUUCGUUCCUUUAUAACCAGAUCAAUCAUUUUCAUCAUCGUCAUCAUCAUUAUAAACAUCAUCAUCUAUUGAUAACAGUUAUUAUAAAAUCAAUUGUGUUUAAUCAACUCUAGCAUAAACGUUGUAUUCAUUCAAAUAAUAGAUUGGGUUCCUAUUCCGUUCUACCGCCAAAAAGCUCAUUGUUUAAUGUAUGCAUUUACAUUAAUUUUCAACUUUAGUGAUGAAUAUAUGAAAUAAAUUGAUAAAUUGUGCUAAAUUUCAACCUUUUUUUCAUUUUAUAUUGUUACAUCUUUACUGGUUUAUUGUUGAGUGAACGUAGACAAGUUUUCAACUAUCAUCUCUUCCAUAUUACUAAAAGGUAGACUUGUCCAUCGAGAGUUUACUUGUUUCAUCAAAUUAAACUAAAGUAUACCAAAUCAAUCCAAGUUUUUUGAUUAAUUUGAAAUCAAAUUAAAUUAGUGAUCCAUCAUAUGCCAAAACUAUCUCAAUGGAUACAAUCUCAACAAAUCUCGAAAAUUUUAGUCAACUUUAAUGUUCACUGGCGACUGACGAUGAAACAAAAAUUACUCAAGUUGGAAAUUGAUUCUCUUCGAUAAUUUACAUUCUUCUGGUUUACGGGUUCGACAUAGUUAACAAUAAGCAACAGGAAAACAUUAAUCUUGAUAUGAAGAUUGUUUGGUUGCAAGAGUCACAGCAAAUGAAAUCAAUUGCUUCCAAUAAUUAGCUCAUCAGUUUUUCAAUGUUGCCGUUGAACAAUUUCAUCCAAAAGCUUUAAUUUGCUCUGGAAACGAUUGCAAGUAAAUCAAUGGAAACAAAAAUGAAGUGAAAAAUCAAUUGAGAAGCAAAUUUUUUCCCAAUAAAUUUACCUUCUUCUACUCAUUGCCACUGUUAAUGGGAAUGCCAAAUUCAAAUAGUAAUCUCAAUCAUUGGGAUAAACUAAUUAUCAAACAUGAAGACAAAUCACCAUUGCACUUGGAUAUCAGGAUUCAGUGUUAUCCAAGUCAUCCUCAAUUCAUGAUGAAAAACGACAGGUUAUUAACAAUUAAACCGUUAAAACCUUUAUACAACCUUUUGUUAAUACUAUUGUUAUGCAGUUUACACUGUUUACCUGUGCAAUCUAGUCAAACAGGGAGUAAUAAAAAACACAACCUUGUUACCAUUGGAAUCAACACUGACCUCAACAAUAUAAACGACAUUUCACGAGAACAAUAUGACAACAGAUUAUUUUCAAUAUCAUCCGCAUCACCUUCAUACACAUCAUCAUUAUCAUCCUCUGUACCAUCAUCAUCACCAUCGUUUUCAUCAUUUUCUUCCUCUUCCUCUUCAUCGAGACCAUCAUCGUUUUCAUCAGCAUCAUUAACCUCUUCAUUGCUUGUAUCAUCCGCAGUGGAAACAGCAGAUGUCUCAUCAUCCUCAGCCGAAGCACCAGAUUCACCUUCCUCUAAACCCUCUUCAACAGUUUAUUUACACACCAAUCGAACCUCAUCAGUUCAUCGAUUAGCAUGUAAAGAUGGACUGGUUCUUCCAGCCUGGCGUCCAAUGGAAAACCUGUCCACCGGUGAUGUAAUUGUUCGCGGUUUAGUCUAUUUUUUCUGCCUUGUCUACCUGUUUGUAGGUGUCUCUAUAGUUGCCGAUAAAUUUAUGGCUGCCAUUGAGGUGAUUACCUCACAAGAACGCGAUGUGCGCAUUAAAAAAGCAAACGGCGAGUAUCAGGUCAUCUCGGUUCGCAUUUGGAAUGAAACAGUUUCCAAUUUAACCCUUAUGGCUUUAGGAUCAAGUGCACCUGAAAUUUUACUCAGCAUCAUUGAAGUGUAUGCACAAAACUACGAGGCUGGUGAUCUUGGUCCUGGAACCAUUGUCGGUUCUGCGGCAUUCAACAUGUUUGUCAUUAUCGCCGUUUGUGUUUGGGUUGUUCCAACCGGUGAGGUUAAAAAGAUUAAACAUUUGAGAGUUUUUUUCGUUACAAUGGUUUGGUCCGUUUUCGCCUACAUCUGGCUGUUUAUUAUACUUUCCGUCAUUUCACCGGGCAUUGUUGACCUUUGGGAAGCCUUUUUAACCUUUGCCUUUUUCCCGGCUACCGUGCUGACCGCUUGGAUUGCCGAUCGUCGUCUUCUUAUUUACAAAUAUUUGUCCAAAAAUUAUCGCAUGAAUAAGCGUGGAGUCAUUGUUCAAGGUGAAGGUGAUGCUGAAGAUGUUGAGUUGGGUGAUAAGAUAUUGUCUAAUCAUGUUGACCUUUCUGGAGAUGCAGCAAGUCAGUCGACUCAUUUAACAUCAGGUGUUCACUCUCAUGGAAUGUUUAGAGUGUUUGAUGAUGAUGAAGAUAUUAAUGAGGAGACGAAAGAGUUUGAGGAACAUCGACGUGAGUUUAUUUCAAUUCUUCGUGAACUUCGCAAGAAACAUCCGGAUGCACAAAUGGAGGAUAUUGAACACAUGGCCAGAGAAGAGAUCAUCAAUCGUGGGCCUAAAAGUCGAGCAUUUUAUCGUCUCCAGGCAACCAAAAAAUUAACUGGAGGAUCGGCCAUGGUUAAAAGGAGGGUGGAAAAGGUCGAGGAUAAGAAAGAUGGAACUCAAAAGAAGUUGGAAAGUGUAAUCAAAGUUUUUUUUGAUCCUGCUCAUUAUACGGUAAUGGAAAAUGUUGGACAAUUUGCUGUAACAGUUGCCCGUGAAGGUGAUUUAUCCAAAUCGAUUGCAGUUGAUUUUGCCACUGAAGAUGGUACAGCUAAUGCUGGCUCUGAUUAUAUUGGAGUCAAUGAAACCAUCGUUUUCCAGCCAAACGAAACUUCCAAACAGGUGAUGAUAAGUGUCAUAGAUGAUGAUGUUUUUGAAGAAGAUGAACAUUUUUACUGCCGCCUGAGUAAUCCUCGAUAUCUCAACAUUGAUAAUGGAGGCCUGGUCAACAUUGGUAAAGACUGGCCUAAAUUACAGUUGGGGACACCUCCGACUGCCACAGUGAUGAUUCUCGAUGAUGACCAUUCAGGUGUUUUUGCAUUCAAAGAAGCGUCAAUCGAAAUACCAGAAUCAGUUGGACCCUAUCUUCUCCAGGUUAGUCGAGUUAGUGGUGCAAGAGGACAAGUUAUACUUCCAUAUAAAACAAUUGAAGGUUCAGCUAAAGGAGAAAGAGAUUUCAUAAUGAAAGAAGGUGAAUUAAUUUUUGAAAAUAAUGAAACAUGCAAAGAAAUUGAAGUUCAAAUAAUCGAUAAUGAAAGUUACGAGAAAGACGCUGUAUUUUACGUUGAAUUGGGUGAACCAAUAUGGGAUGUAGAAACUGAUUUACCGGAAUCGCCUAAAUCUAAUUUAUCUCGCCAAGAGAAGGAAGUCGCUCUUUUAGGUCGUCCGAAAUUGGGUGAAGUUUGGAGAGUUGAAAUUCGUAUCAAAGAAAGUAAAGAGUUUAAGAAUACUGUUGAUAAAUUAUUCCAAAAAAAUACCACUUCAUUUGUUGGUUCAUCAUGUUGGUGGGAUCAAUUUGUUGAAGCCAUUACCGUUAGUCCAGGUGAUGAUGAUGGGGGCGAUGAAGAUGGUGAACAACGAAUGCCCUCAUGCUCAGAUUAUGUUAUGCACUUUAUUACCUUAUUUUGGAAAGUAUUAUUUGCUCUUGUACCUCCCACAGAUAUUUGGGGUGGUUGGGCCUGUUUCAUAACAAGCAUUGUGUUGAUUGGUGCCUUGACUGCAGUCAUUGGUGACUGUGCUUCUCAUUUUGGCUGCUCUGUUGGCUUAAAAGAUGCUAUAACGGCAAUCUCAUUUGUCGCUCUGGGCACUAGUGUACCAGAUACCUUUGCCAGUAAAGUUGCAGCAAUAAACGACAAAUAUGCCGACUCUUCAAUUGGCAAUGUAACUGGCAGUAAUGCUGUAAAUGUUUUCCUUGGCAUUGGAAUUGCUUGGUUCAUUGCCGCUGCUCAUCACACCUACCAUGGCCGUAAAUUUUACGUAGAACCAGGAAACCUUGCAUUCUCGGUGACACUAUUUUGUAUAUGUGCAGGCGUUUGUUGUAUAGUCCUGGGUUUAAGACGAUGGGUUAUCAUUGGCGGGGAACUUGGAGGUCCAUUGAGCUGGAAACUAGUAACAACGAUACUAUUCAUUGGCCUUUGGCUCUUUUAUGUCCUCAUGUCAAGCCUUGAAGCCUACGGAAUUAAAACUUAUUAAAAGUGAACCUGAAAACCAGAAGAAAAGGGAAAAACCAAAAGCAAAGAAAGAAACGCAAAAAAAAACUCGCAUUACCAAUCAACUAAUAUAAGCCAUUAAAUGAUUGCUGUAAAUGAACAAGGAAAAGAUGGCCAACAUUGAAAAUGGUCAAUUGUUUGAAUCGAUGGAUGGACUUCAAGCGAAAACCAAGUUUCUUUAUUGAUUAACCAUUGGACAAGGUUAAAGGUUGACUCAAAAUUAAAGUGAAACCAGAUCAAGUCCAGGUUAACCUAAAUCCUGAUCGCUCAUCAAAACUGCGUAAAAAGGCAAACAAUAAGAAAAUGGAUUUACCAAUAAAUAGUUACAAUUGUAAUACAAUUAAUUGCUCACUGCCUAACAAAUUUUCAUCAACAAUCAUCAUUAUUGUAGUUUAACCAUAACAAACUGGGCAACAAUUAAUUAUUCAAUCGUUGACCAGUUUAGACUCAAACUCUUCCCUCAAUUUGAAUGGUGAAAAAGCAAGCAAAGGAAAAAUGAGAAUUUGAUUUUUUAGUCUCUUCUUUUCAUUCUUUGCAUGCAUUUCCAUUUAUCAUGGCCAUUGUCACCUCUCAUCAUCAUCACCAUAUUCAUCAUGAAAACCUUCAUUGAAAGUUCAAUUUUGAUUAACUCAACCUAAAUGUGGGGAAACCAAACCUCUGAAUGAAUCAAGAGAUUGCAAUUAAUUGUUCUUUUCCCAUUCUUUUGCCAGUUUCUUUAGUUUAAACCUAAUCAACGAAAUUAAAGUUAAUAGUUUUAACCAGC